Linnemannia hyalina is the source of this 1665-nucleotide messenger RNA. The record is from the annotation of a GenBank genome assembly. Lineage: Eukaryota; Fungi; Mortierellomycota; Mortierellomycetes; Mortierellales; Mortierellaceae.
AUGUUCAAAGGUCUAGAGACGUGGACGACCCGUCGGUACCUCUUCUUCAUAACCUGGUUCAUCCUCCACGUCGUCCUCUUCAUCUUUGGCGUCCUCCGUGUCAAGAACGACAAGAACCUCAUCAACCUCAACGGACCCCUCAACUACUCCCUCUGGAUCGCCCGUGGAGGCGGUAUCUGUCUCAUUUGGGAUUGCUCCAUCAUCCUCCUCCCCGUCUGUCGAAACAUCCUCCGUAUUCUCCGAGUCUCCUUCCUCAACAAGUUGAUCCCUAUCGAUGAGAAUAUCUGGUUCCACAAGAUUACAGCUUAUUCAAUCCUUGUCUGUACGGCCAUUCAUGCGGUCGGCCAUUACGUUAACAUCUUCAAGAUGAACAAGUUGUAUAUGGCUGGCGUCCCCGGGUUCACGAUGAGUGGUGGGGAGUUGUUGUACAAGAGUCCGGCCGGUGUUACUGGACAUAUUAUGCUGUUGUGUAUGGUCCUGAUGUACACGACCGCCAAGCAGACUCAGAGGAACAAGUCGUUCGAGGCGUUCUGGUAUACUCACCAUCUGGCGUUCGUCAUGCUCGGAUCCUUGAUGUUCCAUGGAAUCGGAUGUAUUGUCAAGGACCAGGACGGCGUCUGCAGAGGAUACAAGUCCUACCAGUACUUGCUCAUCGGAUACAUCCUCUACAUCAUCGAGCGCGGUAUCCGAGCCUACCGUGCCCGCUUGGAGACCCGACUCGUCAAGGCCAUUCAGCACCCUGCGGGAGUCAUCGAGUUGCAGAUCCAGAAGCCCUCGUUCAAGUACAAGCCUGGCCAGUAUAUGUUUAUCAACAUCCCGGAUCUGUCAGAGUACCAGUGGCAUCCUUUUACGAUCACGUCGUCGCCCUUUGAGGAUUAUGUCUCGGUUCAUAUUCGACAGGCAGGAGACUGGACUCGGGAGCUUGGAACCAGGAUGGGAAUCGAGAAGGAGGGUCGUGGAGGGGACAGUGGUCGUGGAGGCCAGGGUGCCGGAGGACCCAAGAAAGCCGAGAAGACUACAGAGUUGAUCGACGACCGCGGAAAGGAGAUCCACGUCCGCGCAGGAUUCAGUAUGCCCCAGGUCAAGAUCGACGGGCCCUUCGGCGCCCCCACAGAAGACGUCUUUGACCACGAGAUCGUCGUCCUCGUCGGGUCCGGAAUCGGUGUUACUCCCUUUGCCAGUAUCCUCCGUGACAUUUGGUACCGCUCUAACAACAACAUGUCACUCAAGACCAAACGGAUCGAAUUCUACUGGGUCUGCCGUGACCUCGCCUCGCUCAAAUGGUUCCAGUCCCUUCUCGCCACCAUCGAAGGAUCAAUGCCUCACGUCCAGCUCAAGAUCCACAUCUACUGCACCGCCGUCAUGAAACCCGACCAACACCACAACAUUGCCCUCCACAUGAACGAGGAUGUCUUUGGAGGGGACACCAUUACGGGAUUGAGGGCGCUCACCAACUUUGGACGUCCAAACUUUGGAGCCAUCUUCUCGGAGCUGAGACAGGGGAUUACAAAUGGGACGUAUAUGCCGGGCGCGACACAGGAGUUGAUGGUCGAUGUGGCCGUCUUCUUUUGUGGGCCUGGAGCUAUGGCCAAGUCUUUGAGGAAGGAGUCGAGGUUGCAGAGCAAGAACGGUGUCAAGUUCUCCUUCCGCAAGGAACACUUCUAG